Molecule: messenger RNA, 315 nt
Organism: Protopolystoma xenopodis
Lineage: Eukaryota; Metazoa; Platyhelminthes; Monogenea; Polystomatidea; Polystomatidae
Source: the annotation of a GenBank genome assembly
AUGAUUGCAGAAGCCACACCCACGAGCCUCAAGGUGUCUUGGAUUCCCGCCAGCUUAGGAGAUGGCUACCUGAUCGGAAUAGCCCCGUAUACCGAACCGGAGAUCAAACUGGAUGGAAUCGGCACCAAAUUUGCAAUUAUUAGAGAUCUUCCCAAGUGUGCCAUAGUAGACCUGACUGUGUAUACCUACAAGGAUGGAGAAAAGUCAUCUGGUGUAAAAGUAUCAGGAUAUACUCGUAUGUUAAUCCAUCUUUUAGGGCCGCAUAUUCUCUUUCUUGUCUAUAAAGCCAACAUUUUCAGCUUUUUCACACGUUAA